Molecule: messenger RNA, 3615 nt
Organism: Leptinotarsa decemlineata (Colorado potato beetle)
Lineage: Eukaryota; Metazoa; Arthropoda; Insecta; Coleoptera; Chrysomelidae
Gene: Grp170
Product: hypoxia up-regulated Grp170 co-chaperone protein
Biological process (GO): endoplasmic reticulum unfolded protein response
Cellular component (GO): endoplasmic reticulum chaperone complex
Molecular function (GO): ATP binding; ATP-dependent protein folding chaperone
Source: RefSeq, a predicted model, not a curated record
GUUUGUUGUCAUGAUAUCUGUGUGAUAUUCAUCAGUGUUGUUUAAAACUACUCUGUUAAAAAAAGAGUGGCCUCCUCGAUGUUUAAACCAGUAAAAUCACUCCACCUCCACUAAAUUGGAAUAAAUAAAAUGUUUCUAACCUGCCACCUGUUCGUUUGACUGACGUUAGUGACGUUUCUUCACUAUUAAGAGAGGAAUGAGGCUAAGUUAGAAGGAAUUAUUUCAAUAUUGAUGUGAUAAACACUGUAAAUGGUAAUUUAAAAAAUACGGAGGAAAAUUAUUCAAAUCAAUUUAUUUGAAAUUUAGUUACCAUGAAAUUUUCAAUUAUUAUUACAUUUUUGCUAGCAUGUUACAUGAAGGUGACUUACAUAAAUGGUUUAGCUGUGAUGUCGGUAGAUUUGGGUUCAGAAUGGAUGAAAGUUGGCAUAGUAUCACCCGGCGUUCCAAUGGAAAUAGCUCUAAAUAAGGAAUCGAAACGAAAAACUCCAGCAGUGAUCAGUUUCAGAGAUAAUACAAGACUAUUUGGUGAAGAUGCUCAAACUGUUGGUAUACGUUUCCCAAAACUAGCUUUCAGUUACUUGUUAGACUUGCUGGGUAAAAAUGUGAACCAUCCACUGGUAAAACUUUAUCAAGAAAGAUUUCCAUACUAUGAUAUCCUAGAAGAUUCAGAAAGAGGUACAAUACAGUUUAAACUUGAUGAAGACACGUUUUAUAGUCCAGAGGAACUUAUAGCUCAAUUACUUGUGAAAGCAAAGGAAUUUGCUGAAAGUAGUGCUCACCAGCCAAUCAAAGAAUGUGUUUUAACAGUACCAGGAUUUUUUAAUCAAGUUGAAAGGAAAGCUCUUCUUCAAGCUGCUGAACUUGCUGGAUUGAAAGUUUUGCAAUUAAUAAAUGAUUACACUGCAGUUGCAUUGAAUUAUGGAAUAUUCCGAUCCAAAACAUUCAACGAAACUUCUCAGUAUGUAAUAUUUUAUGAUAUGGGUGCCUCAUCAACUACUGCAACACUUAUUAGCUAUCAGACAAUUAAAACUAAAGAAAAAGGUUAUGUUGAAACUCACCCUCAAGCUUUAGUUUUGGGUGUUGGAUUUGAUAGAACUUUGGGGGGUCUAGAAAUGCAAAUUCGCCUGAGAAAUUUUCUAGCAACUAAAUUCAAUGAAAUGAAAAAAACUAAGAAUGAUAUCUUUAAAAAUCCUAGAGCUAUGGCCAAAUUGUUUAAGGAAGCUGGUAGGGUGAAAAACGUAUUAUCAGCAAAUGCAGAGCAUUAUGCACAAGUGGAAGGUCUUUUGGAUGAACAAGAUUUCAAACUCCUGGUUAAAAGAGAAGAAAUGGAAAAUUUAUUCAUUGACCUAUUUGAGCGAGUUGGUAAACCAGUGGAACAAGCAUUGAAAACUGCUCACUUGACUAUGGAUGUUGUCAGUCAAAUUGUUCUUGUAGGUGCUGGUACAAGAGUACCUAAAGUUCAGGAGUAUUUACAAAAAGCUGUUGGUAUUGAACUUGCAAAAAAUUUGAAUACUGAUGAAGCAGCAGCAAUGGGAGCAGUUUAUAAAGCAGCUGAUUUGAGUACAGGUUUCAAAGUAUCCAAAUUUAUCACAAAAGAUGCUGUAAUUUAUCCCAUACAAGUUUUAUUUGAACGUGAAACAGAAAAUGGUCUGAAGCAUGUUAAAAGAACACUUUUUGGUUUAAUGAACCCAUAUCCCCAAAAGAAAAUAAUUACUUUCAAUAAACAUACCACAGAUUUUACUUUCAACGUGAAUUAUGCUGAUUUAGAUUACUUACCAGAACAGGAGGCCGCUUAUAUUGGUUCAACAAAUUUGUCAGAAUACAAAUUAACUGGAGUGGCUGAAGCUCUAAAAAAAAACUCCGGUGAGAAUACUGAAACUAAAGGAAUUAAAGUACAUUUUUCAAUGGAUGAUUCUGGUGUGUUGAAUUUGAUAAAUGUUGAUUUAGUUGUGGAAAAAACCAUUUCACCAUCUGAUCAGGAAGAAGGAACCUUAUCAAAAUUGGGUAGUACGUUCAGUAAACUAUUUGGAGGGGAAGAAAAACCCACUGAAGAUCAACCAAAUGAGGAAAAACAGUCUGAGGAUAAAUUUGCAGACGAAAAGCCAGUCCAUGAGAAAGAAGAUAAUAAAAAGGAGGAAAGUGAUAAAGACACAGAUAAAACAAUCGGUAAUGAAACCUCAAAAAAUAUAACUGAAAAAGUUAAGGAAUUGAAACCGAAAGUAGUCACUAUCAAAGAACCUAUCAGUGCAUUAGAAAAUGUUUUAUCUAUAAAGAUCCUAGAUAAAAAUCAACUCAGUGUAUCAUCUGCGAAGUUAUCAAAACUGGAGAAAAUAGAAAAUGAAAUUAAUCGAAGAGCAUCGGCUUUGAAUAAUUUAGAGAGUUUUGUAAUAGACGUUCAAAAUAAAUUAUAUGAAGAUGAGUACGUACAAGCAGGUGCUGAAUCAGAAAUAGAAAAAAUAAAAACUGCUUGCUCAGAUACAUCAAGCUGGCUCUAUGAGGAAGGGUCUGAUGCUGAUGCUGACACAUAUGAAAAAAAACUGGAUGAACUACACAUUUUAACGAAAGAUUUGUUUUCAAGAGUGUGGGAACACAAGGAAAGGCCUGAAGCAUUGAAAGCAUUAAAAUCCUUACUGAAUCAUUCAUCAAACUUCCUAGAAAGUGCCAAGAACCUCACAAAAACUACUAAUCCGGAGAAAGAUAUAUUUACAGAUAUUGAAAUUGAUACUCUUAGUAAAUUAAUAAAGGAAACAAUUGAAUGGAGAGAUAAUAUCAUGAAAGAACAAGAAGCAUUGAAAAAUUAUGAACCUUUAAAAGUGACGGUGAAAAUGUUAAUGGACAAGAUGGCCGCCCUUGAUAGAGAAGUCAAGUAUUUACUAAAUAAAGCCAAACUUUGGAAGCCCAAAACUAUUGAAAAACCUGUCAAGGAAACCUCAGACAGCAACGCAACCAAUUCAGUUGAUGAAAAUCCAAGUAUUGUAGAAGAAGAAUUGGCUGAUGAAACAACUAUUGAAGAGCCUAUUGAAGACAGUGAGGCAAAGGAAGGAGAUGGUGAAAUUCAUCCUACUAGAACUUCAGAACACCCGGAAGAUAGUCACACAGAACUGUAAUUAGUGAAAUUCGUUAGGUUAUGAACAAUUUUUAGUUUAUAUCUCAAAGUUUAAACCUUUUUUAUCGCUUCAGUGUGUAUUGAAUGUAUUUCGUCAAAAUAAGAUUUACAUUUUCAAAAGUGAAUAAAAGAUUGAUUGUCUUGAAUGAAUAUACCUAAGGCAAAGACAUUUUCAUUAUUUAUUUUUUUUUCAUUAUUUAUGGAAUGGUUAAAUAGGCAUUAAUGUGAUAUUAGUAGUACUAUAGUAUUCACUGCUGGGUGGUUCUGAUUGACAAAUACAUGUAUAAUGAUCAAAUAUUAGGUUUUUAUUUCAAUAAUUUUACACAAUUUCAGAAUGGAAUUUGAAAUAACGAUGAGUUAUUUUGCAAACUAACUUAAAUGUUACCAAAAGCCAUUUCGAGAUCUGUUUUUAACGAUUUUAUGUGAAGAAUUCAAAAACUCUGGAUAUUCGGAUCUUCCACAGAUUAUCUGUGUAUGAAUCAUUUCAAUAUAAAUAAAGAAAAAAUCUA